AUUUAUUUGGAUAUAGUAACAGCAUAAUGGUUCUAAAGCCUAACAUUUAAAUGCAUGCAAUUUUAAUAUUCAACUUCCUAACGGUAAACAGAUGUAUGAGUGUCUAUCUAUUUCUCUCUCUGUGUACACAAGCAAACACAUGCCACAGUUGUAGUGCUCUUGAUGUGUGUGUGCAUAUUUUAAGCCAUUUGCAUAUAUGACACUGAGCAUGCUGGAAUAUUGUCUUAAUUUUAUCUAGUAAAUAACCAAAUUUAAAAUUACUCCUGAUUUUUAGCAUCCCAUGGUAUAAAACAUGGCUCCCAGGCAUUUCAUGAAUCCUCUCACCCUAUGGUCCUAUAACAAAAAAAAAAAGAAGGUUUUCCAAGCACAUCCUUACCAAAUGUAGAGAGAUCCUGCCAUGAGAAAGCUGGCUUUCAAAUAUCUAAUUCUGCACUAACAUAAGACAUUGAGUCAUGGCUAUUAUUGGAAGCAGAAUCCUAUUUCUUCCCAGCACCUUUCUGUUGGCAAGAUCAGAGGCAGGGAUAUUAUACGAUAAUGGGUAAACCUCCAGGAAGUUUAAUGACACUUUCCUCACAAGGGGUUCGAACUCUUUUGAAGUUUAUAUUCAUAGCAGAUUCAUUUCCAUGUUGCCCGAUUCCUUAAGGAGAUCCUCCUGGCUUUUCCCUCCACUGUAUUCUCCUCGCCUAAACGCCACCAGUAUCAGAUUCAGCGGCUGUCCUUGGGCGGAGGACUGGUGCCAGCUGACAGGGAAGUUUCCGAAAGCUCAGGAAAAUCUCAGGCCGGCUUGACCGCCCUCGCGCAGGUCUCCGCGCCGCUGAAAAGCGCGCGCCGGUGGUUGGCGUUCCCCUCUCUCAAGCGGGCGCUGAAGGCGCGGAGGGCGAGAGCCGUCUCUUCCCCGCGCUGGGCGGCGCGCGCUGGGAAGAGCCGGUCUGAGACGGCUGGGCGGGCUGUAAAGCGUAUCUCCAUGUGGGUGACCUUCGGAGAACCCGAGGCGUUCCCGGUUGGAGGAAGACGCGGCGUGUUACCUGCGUGGGAAACUCUCUCUUUUGGGCUGCCAAAAGCUGGCAGUCACGGGCGCUAAUUGCCAGCCCGGCCUGGUACUGUCCUCCUUCCUCUCGCCUGCAGGUGCGUAAGUGAGGAAGAAGCGGCUCGUGAGGUAGACCUGUAGAAGAAGGGCGGGGCGGGGGGAACGAAAGGCGAGCCUCGCAGGAGCUCGGAGGUGACCCCCACAGGCCGGGCAGGAGGAGAUGAAACCCGGCAGGGAAGGAGGGGCAGAGGGCGUUCUUGGCCGGACUGCCUUCCCUCUCCCCCCCGCGUGACUUCGGUCUCCCCCUGCAGGCGGCGGGGGCAGGACCACCAUCAUGCUAGCAGCGAACCGGUCUGCCGCCGGCGUCGCUUCCCCUUCCAGCUGAACGGAGAGUGCCGGCACCGUAGCCGCUCAAUGGGCGCGACUCGGGUUUGCCCGGGAAUUCCCGGGAUCGGUCCCUGGCUGCUCCUGAUCGCCGGCUUUGUGCAGUCUGUGGUCGUGGCCGCCGCCUCGGAAAAAGAGCUGAGCGAUCCGGCUGCCAUGCCAGCCAUCCGUCCCAGUCCCAGAGCAGGCACCUUGCAGGCGCCGACGGGGACCCCUUUCGAGGAGACCAGGCUUCAUGUCUUUACCUUGGAUUACCCGCACGUGCAAAUCCCCUUCGAGAUCACCCUCUGGAUCCUCCUGGCUUCCUUAGCCAAGAUCGGUUUUCAUCUCUACCACAGAUUGCCCCAUAUAGUUCCAGAAAGCUGUCUCCUUAUUGUGAUUGGACUGAUUUUAGGUGGAAUUAUAUUUGGGGUACAGGAAAGGUCUCCACCGGUGAUGAAGAGCGAUGUUUUUUUCUUGUAUCUUCUUCCUCCAAUUGUCCUUGAUGCUGGUUAUUUUAUGCCAACACGCCUCUUCUUUGAGAACUUUGGCACCAUUUUUUGGUAUGCUGUUGUGGGCACCCUCUGGAAUUCAUUUGGCAUUGGCAUUUCCCUCUUUGCCAUUUGCCAGAUUGAGGCCUUUGGUCUGAGUGACAUCACUCUGCUGCAGAGUCUGCUUUUUGGCAGUUUGAUUUCAGCAGUGGAUCCUGUGGCUGUGCUGGCUGUCUUUGAAAAUAUUCAUGUCAAUGAGCAGCUGUACAUCUUGGUUUUUGGGGAAUCACUCUUGAAUGAUGCUGUAACUGUGGUCCUGUACAACUUGUUCAAAUCUUUCUGCCAGAUGCGUACAAUUGAGGCCAUUGACAUAUUUGCUGGAAUUGCUAAUUUUUUUGUAGUUGGCAUUGGUGGAGUUUUGAUUGGAAUCAUUCUUGGAUUUGUAGCAGCUUUUACUACUCGUUUCACCCAUAAAAUUCGAGUGAUUGAGCCACUGUUUGUCUUCUUAUACAGCUACCUAUCGUACAUAACAGCUGAAAUGUUUCACCUUUCAGGCAUUAUGGCGAUUACAGCAUGUGCUAUGACCAUGAAUAAAUAUGUGGAGGAGAAUGUUUCCCAGAAGUCCUAUACUACUAUAAAAUAUUUCAUGAAGAUGCUGAGCAGCGUCAGUGAAACCCUUAUCUUUAUUUUCAUGGGAGUAUCUACAGUGGGAAAAAACCAUGAAUGGAACUGGGCCUUUGUUUGCUUCACUCUGCUAUUUUGUUUGAUUUGGCGUUCACUAGGAGUUUUUGCACUGACUCAAGUGAUAAAUGUAUUUCGGACAAUUCCUAUAACAUUUAAAGACCAGUUUAUUAUCGCCUAUGGAGGUCUCCGAGGAGCUAUAUGUUUUUCUCUUGUUUUCCUGCUUCCUUCUGCUGUAUUCCCUAGAAAAAAGCUUUUCAUUACUGCCGCUAUUGUAGUGAUAUUCUUUACUGUGUUCAUUCAGGGAAUGACAAUUCGUCCACUGGUGGAGUUUCUUGAUGUCAAAAGAUCAAAUAAGAAGCAACCAGCAGUCAGUGAGGAAAUCUACUGUCGGUUCUUUGAUCAUAUGAAGGCUGGUAUUGAAGAUGUAUGUGGACACUGGGGUCACAACUUUUGGAGAGAUAAGUUUAUAAAAUUUGAUAAGAAGUACCUAAGAAGACUUUUAAUUAAGGAAAAUCAACCAAAAUCAAGCAUUGUUGCCCUGUACAAGAAAUUGGAAAUAAAGCAUGCCAUUGAAAUGGCAGAGAAUGGGAUGAUAAGCACAGUUCCAUCUCUAGCUUCUAUCAAUGAGCCUCAAGAAGAACAAAAGAUAAAUACACCUUAUUCUGGUCAGAUGGAUAACAUAAGAGAUAUUUUAACAAAGAAUCUCUAUCAGAUACGGCAAAGAACUCCAUCAUAUAAUAGAUACAGUCUUGCUGAAGAUGCAAAUGAAAAGCAGGCCAAAGAAAUUUUGAUUCGUCGCCGACAUAUUAGCUUUUGCAAAUUAUUUUUCCUACCAUCUAUGGUGGAUACCAAAGCACCACGUUACUUAUCACUACCUAAAAAUGCUAAACUUGCAGAGAAAAUACGGAAAAGAAAUCAAUCCUCUUUUAAAGUAAGUGACAGCAGUGAUUCUGAAUCUGACCAUACCAUGGUGCUGAAUUUAAAAUCCCAAGCAGGAAAAAUUUUGAGAGAUCAAAGACUUCGGCAGCAACAAUGCAGAAUUGAGUGGAAGAAUGAAAUGGACAGGGACAAUGGUGGUAAAGUGAACUAUCCUGCAGGAACAAGAGGCUUCCGGCAACCACUGUUGCCAAGACCAGCAUUUGGCACAGUGAAUGAAGAAGAAUCAGCUGAAGAUGACAGAUCAGUCAAGCCCCAGCCACCACCUCGAUUAGCCCGACAGGCAUCAAAAGCGGAAAGGCCAAGAGAUAAAUAUGAGAAUAAACCACAGUAAUAAUUAUUAAACAGAUGAUAACAUUCAACAGCACAUAUAGUAGACUAACAUUGUGUAAACUGUAGUAGGGCAGUUGGAUUCAUUUAAAACCUAGCCCUAGAUUUGUGGGGGUGGGAAGGAAAGAAAAUCUAGUCAGAAAUCAAGUAGGGAGAAAUUCUCAGCUGCUAUGGGACCAGAUAGUGCAAAUUAUACAAUGAAGACAAGUUUGAUCACUUAUUAUAGAUUGUAUGCUUGACAUGUGAUUUAUCUAUCUAUCAAGGGAAAGACUACCAGAUCUGAACUGUAAAAAAUCUGGAACACCACUAAGGGGCAGCCCUAAUUAAAACUAAAUUUUAAUUAGAGGUUGCACUAAAAAAAUUCCCAUCCUGUUAAAGAUAUCCAAUGUGCCGACUCACAGUUAGGAAUUACUUUAAAGAAGAGUCUGCAACAACAAACAGGGUUCUCUUGAUUUGGGGAUACAAUCCUGUACAUGUACUCUGUACAGGUACAUGUACAUGUACUCUGUACAUGUACUCUAAAAGCAAAGGAGCUUACUUUUAGGUAAAUGGGAAUAAAUUUUGCACAUUAUUACAACUGCAUAAUACUUGAACCACAGAGCCAACUACAGCAGCCAUCAACUAUUUUCUUGACAAUCCUUCACACCUUGCCAUCGCUCCUCUGCCUUGCUAUUUCUUAUGAAUCACAGAUCUGUUCAUGAUCAUCCACAGGAGCUUGCUUUUUUGACAGAAAUAAUAAUGCAUAGAUUAUUCUGCUCAUUCAACUCAGGUAAUAUAGAGGCUGCUUCCAAAGUCCAAAUUCUAAUAUUCUGUAGAAAUGCAAAUAGGACAGCUUUUCUUUCAAUCAUCAUGCUUUUUAUUACACUAAGUUAAUGGUCAGAUGUUUAUUUAUUUAUUAAAAUGUACUGAAGAUAUUUUAAAUUAUAUUUUAGCACCCAGGUACAGAAUUUAAAAAAAAAAAAACAUUGCAGAUCAAAGAUCUUUGCUGUAAGCCAGACAGGAUUGUCUUUAAAAGCCUUGCUACAGCGCUCCUCUUAUAUGUCGCUCUUACUUAAUGAUUUCUUCUCUUUGAAAAUAGUUUGCCAUUUGAAGGAAGGAAAAUAAAAAU
Molecule: messenger RNA, 4939 nt
Organism: Python bivittatus (Burmese python)
Lineage: Eukaryota; Metazoa; Chordata; Lepidosauria; Squamata; Pythonidae
Source: RefSeq, a predicted model, not a curated record